Thamnophis elegans (Western terrestrial garter snake) is the source of this 1236-nucleotide messenger RNA. RefSeq names its product nudix hydrolase 18 (gene NUDT18). Gene Ontology annotation, molecular function: 8-oxo-dGDP phosphatase activity; 8-oxo-GDP phosphatase activity; magnesium ion binding. The transcript has 3 exons. The record is from RefSeq and is a predicted model, not a curated record. The coding region runs from base 46 to 1017 and encodes 323 amino acids. Lineage: Eukaryota; Metazoa; Chordata; Lepidosauria; Squamata; Natricidae.
GGGGGCGCUGCGCAGGCGCGGCAACGGCCUCGGGGCGCGGGCAGCAUGGCUGCGGAGGAGCUGGAGGCGCUGCUCGGCGGGCAGGGCUGGCCGGUGUCCUCCGCGGGCAGCUGUGACCCGGGCGCCUCCGAGCCGGCGCGGCUGCGGGGCAACGUCUGCUACGUGGUGCUGGCGGUGCUGCUCAACGAGAAGGGCCAGGUGCUGGUGGUGCAGGAGGCCAAGGCGGAGUGCUACGGGAGCUGGUACCUGCCGGCCGGCCGCAUGGAGCCCCGCGAGACGGCGCUGGAGGCGGUGCGGCGGGAGGUGCAGGAGGAGUCCGGGCUGCAGUGCCGUCCGCUGACGCUGCUGGCCGUGGAGGAGCGGGGACCCAGCUGGAUCCGCUUCGUCUUCCUGGCCAAGCCCACCGGCGGGGCCCUGAAGAGCCUGGAGCAGGCGGAUGAGGAGUCCCUGCAGGCGCUGUGGUGGGACCGGGAGACGCCCACCCUGCCGCUCCGCUCGCGGGACAUCCUGCCCCUCAUGGACCUGGCACUGCAGUACCGCACGAGCCCCCGCCACCCUCCCGUUCUGCCUGUGGAGCUGCCCUGCGCCUCAAUCUGCCAGCGGUUCCUGCUGACCUUUGUGAAUGCCAACAACUCCCUCUGGGUGCUCCUGGACACCACAGGGGUCCCCCACCUCCCCCUGGCAGUAAGCUGCCCCUCCGCCUCCAAGCCAGGCAAGAGGCUGGUGGCCGUCCUUCAGCAGCUGCUCCAGAGGUGCCUGGCCCCACCUGGGAUGGCCGUCCACCUCCAGGGCCUGCUCAGCCUGCAGCACCUCGGCAAGGAUCCCGGGCAAAGCGAUGGCAUCUGCUUCAACGUGGUGGCCACAGUCGGUAGCAGCGAAAGCUCCCAGCAGCAGGACCUGGCACCGCCCACAUUGCAGGAACCGGCUUUAAACUGGUGGGCAGUGGAGGACUCGGCUCUGAAGGGCGAGGUACUCCGAAGGCUCCACUCCGCUUCCUUCCUCCCCAUUUACAGUUAGGGUCUCUCAGUGCCAGAAAUCAGAGCUACUCCAAGUUCCAGCUGGGAUAGAAAUGCCCUGACUGGUCACCAGCCAUGGCUGGGGGAUGCCUCAUUUCCUAACCAUGAUGCCACUCUACAACCCCUCCCCUCUCCCUGCUGAAAGUAAGGCAGUCCCGGCAGCCUUUGGACCCUCGAGAGCCACAGAUGGGCAGUUAAUAAACGCAUCUAUUUCCUGGUG